UUCCCCGCGGUGCCAGCCCCCGCCCCUUCCGGCGGGCCGGCCCGGCGGAGCUGUCCAAGAUGGUGGCGGGAGGGAUGUGUCUGUGUGGGCUGUUCAGGUUGCUGUGCUCAUUGUUAAUCCCUGCAUUGUUUCUAAGUGGACUUUUGUGUCUGUGCCUGCUGGUUCUGCUGUGGGGGAUACGGCUCUGGGUACAACAGAGGAAGAAGCGAGAGGGGAAGCGGCCGCUGCACGUUGCCUUUUUUCACCCCUAUUGCAAUGCAGGUGGUGGAGGGGAGAGAGUCUUGUGGUGUGCCAUAAGAACACUCCAGAAAAAGUACAGAAAUGUGACGUGUGUUGUUUACACUGGUGACAGAGAGGCCACUGGAGAAGAAAUAGUGGAAGGUGCUUUCAGAAGAUUCAAUAUUAAAUUAACCCAUCCUGUGAAGUUUGUGUUCCUGGAAAAACGCUACCUCGUGGAGGCUUCUCUUUACCCUCACUUUACUUUGCUGGGACAAAGCUUGGGAUCAGUGUUUCUGGGCUGGGAAGCUCUCCUGAAGUGUGUUCCUGAUGUUUACAUUGACUCCAUGGGCUACGCCUUCACACUCCCCCUCUUCAAGUACUUAGGAGGCUGUCGCACUGGCUGCUAUGUCCAUUAUCCCACCAUCAGCACUGAGAUGCUCUCUGUGGUUAGGAAUCAGGAUACCAGGUUCAACAAUGCAGCCUUCAUCACAAAGAAUCCCCUGUUCAGCAAAUUUAAACUGGUCUACUACUACUUUUUUGCUUUUCUGUAUGGAAUGGUUGGUUCCUGCAGUGAUGUGGUUAUGGUGAAUUCUACUUGGACACUAAAUCACAUCCUUUCCCUCUGGAGAGCUGGAGCUUACACUAGCGUUGUGUAUCCACCCUGUGAUGUCCAGACCUUCCUGGAUAUCCCACUGGAAGAGGAAAAGAGCACCACUGAGUGUUCCAUUGUUUCCAUCAGCCAGUUCAGGCCCGAAAAGGAUCACCCUUUGCAAAUCAGAGCCUUUGCUAAAUUGCUGAAAGAGAAGAGACUGGGGCAGCAGCCACCACUGAAGCUGAUCUUAAUUGGAGGCUGUCGUAAUCAGCAAGAUGAAGAGCGUGUAAAUAACCUGAAGCUCCUCUGUGAAGAGCUGGGAGUGAGUAAUGAGGUGGUGUUCAGAAUAAACAUUCCAUUUGAGGAGCUCAAGAGGCACCUGGCCAAGGCCACCAUUGGGCUGCACACCAUGUGGAACGAGCACUUUGGGAUCGGAGUAGUUGAAUGUAUGGCAGCUGGCACUGUUAUCCUGGCUCACAAUUCUGGAGGCCCCAAAUUAGACAUCGUGGUACCCUAUGAAGGACACGUCACAGGCUUCCUAGCUGACAAUGAGGACAGUUAUGCUGAGAUGAUGGCUCACAUCCUCUCUUUGUCUCCUGAAAAAAGGUUAGAGAUCAGAGAAAAUGCACGUCGCUCUGUGCACAGGUUUUCUGACCAGCAUUUCCAAGAGACAUUCCUGUUAUCUGUGGAACCAUUAUUUAAAUAAAUAUAUAUGAAUAAAAAUGUGAGUAAAGUUAACUUUUUAUAUUUGACAAUGUGUCACCUGUAAAUAUAUCUAAUCUAUGAUUCCUGCUCCCAUUCAAUAAAGAGAUUUUUUUUCUUUC
Molecule: messenger RNA, 1635 nt
Organism: Calypte anna (Anna's hummingbird)
Lineage: Eukaryota; Metazoa; Chordata; Aves; Apodiformes; Trochilidae
Gene: ALG11
Product: ALG11 alpha-1,2-mannosyltransferase
Exons: 4
Coding region: 60-1517 (485 amino acids)
Biological process (GO): protein N-linked glycosylation
Cellular component (GO): endoplasmic reticulum membrane
Molecular function (GO): GDP-Man:Man(3)GlcNAc(2)-PP-Dol alpha-1,2-mannosyltransferase activity
Source: RefSeq, a predicted model, not a curated record